Molecule: messenger RNA, 2776 nt
Organism: Ilex paraguariensis (yerba mate)
Lineage: Eukaryota; Viridiplantae; Streptophyta; Magnoliopsida; Aquifoliales; Aquifoliaceae
Source: the annotation of a GenBank genome assembly
GUCUUCAGACGCUGUGUAUGGAGAGAGAGAGAGAGAGUGGUUUGAUACGCUGUGUAUCGACGAUCAUUAGAAGACUGGUUCGCAAAAAAGAAGAUCAGGGAAAAAAAAUAGAAAAAGAAGAAGAAGAUAAAGCGGUAUGGGGAUCUCUCUGAUCUGUAUUCAAUUCUACAGGUAUGUCAUACAAAUGCUUACAAUCUUUAUGGUAGUGGGCCUUUGAUUUUCGGACUGGUUGAGGGCCUUUUACAGAUGUGAGUCUUGAAUUCUUCAUCUUUUUCCUUUUUAUUUUGGAUUCUUGCUAUUUGCUCAAGAUUUUGGAGAUUUUCCACAAGAUUCGAUCAUACCAGACCGAUCCCACUAUGAAUCGUCCGAUUCAUACCGAGUUGCUCCGAUUUGUGCCGAUACGUCCGAGUCUUGCCAAGAUAUCGCCGAGUCAAGUGAAAAUCGGGAUUUUUGCAUAACGGAUAUCGAUAUCGGAUCGGUAGGGGCCGAGUCGUAUCGGACUCGGCCGAUACUUUGAACCAUGAUCUCAUGCCGUGUAUUUUACUGUCGUAUAAAAUAGUAAAGAGAUUUUGAAUCUUAUGGUGAGCAAUUUUUCUCAAGUUGAAAAUCAAGUGAUGUCAUCAAAAUCAGUCAUACAAUAUCCCUCCUUCCCUUUCUGGCCAGAACAAAAAAGAAGUGAAAGACUCAAGAAUAUUCUGAAGUCUUGCUUUGAAUUACUCAUGCUUAUCUCAAUGUAUGCUUCUGCCUGGGACAUGAGCUCAUUGUUUGUGGACAUAUGAUGUGUGAGGGAAAGGAAAUAGGACAGAGCUAGCAGGAGCUGCAUUUGAACUGGGUCUCCUGACUCCUAUUUUUGGGGUCGACUUCAUGAAUCAUGUUUCUCCAUUGUGCACUAUUCAAAUUAACUCAACAAGGCCUUGUCUCCAUUAUGCUCUAUCUAGGUUCAUAUUUUUCGUUAAAGCAUAAUGUCUUUAUUUAUCUCAUUAGUAUAUAUAUUCAAACUUAGAAGACUGUGCUUCCCACUUCAUAUUCUGAUCCCAAUACAUACCAAAGCAAGAAUUUGAGGAAAAUGUUGUUUUGUAGGUGCGCAAGUUCAGCAAACACUGCAGAAGCUGUGAUAAAUGUGUUGAUGGAUUUGAUCAUCAUUGCAGGUGGCUGAAUAAUUGUGUUGGAAGGAAAAACUAUAUCACAUUCGUGAGCCUUAUGGCCAUGAGCCUUGUCUGGCUUUAUUUUGAGUGUGGGGUGGGAAUUGCUGUCCUUAUUCGAUGCUUCACUCAUAGAAAGGCAACAGAACAUCAGAUAACGGAAAGGCUUGGAGGUGGAUUCUCACAACCCCCAUUUGCUACUGUUGUGGCCAUAUGUACAGCUCUUUCUUUUCUGGCCACUGUGCCUUUGGGAGAACUGUUCUUUUUCCACAUAAUUUUGAUUCGAAAGGGUAUCACAACUUAUGAAUAUGUGGUUGCCAUGAGGACCCAAAGUGAACCUCCUGGGCCCUCAUUGGAUGAAGGAGAUCAGCAGAGUUUGCCAUCCUCACCAACAAGUUCUGCUGUGACUGCCAUUAGUGGAAGAAGCUCUCUUGGAAUGGGUUUGCAGUAUAAAGGUGCUUGGUGUACUCCUCCAAGAAUCUUUAUGGACCUCCAGGAUGAAAUUAUCCCUCAUCUGGAGCCAGGCCGCUUGCCGUCCACUGUUGAUCCAGAUGCAAUGCAGCCACCUGACAAGGGGAAAAAGUUGCCCCAGCGUCCAGUCCGUAUCAGUGCGUGGAAGCUUGCAAAAUUGGACUCUAAUGAGGCAGUGAAGGCGGGUGCCAAGGCUAGAGCUUCAUCAUCUGUUUUAUGUCCAGUAGGUUCCAGACAUCAUCAAUAUGAUGCUGAUCAUUUUUCCAGUAGCAAUGUGAGUGGCAGAAGCAGUCCAACCAGCACCAAUCAUGGAUUUCAUGAAAGAAAUGCCAGAGCAGGGACAUCUAGGUUAUCUCCUUCAAAGAGUUCAUACCCACCGAGUCGGGCUAGCAGGGACGAUACUGAAACGUGUGGUCACAGCCUUAGUAACUUAAGCAGUCCUCAUCCUUCUAACCUCACCCCUUCUCCAUUAGAGCAGCCGGCUUCAAACAGAGAUCACGUCAACCCUGUAUAUCUAUCCUCAACAGAUCAAUCUCCUCGGUCAGCAAAGGCAAGUGAUGCACAUCAAACUAGAGUUAGUGAUUUACCAAUGAGGAGAAAUGUGGGUGCUGCAGAAAAUUCAAGGUCUUCCGUGUUUUGGGAUCAAGAAGCUGGGCGCUUUGUCUCUGCAGCCACCAGAAGUGUUGGUUCUUCCUCUCAUGUAUCCGGAACAGAGCUUACAUACACAGGUCAAUCUAUAUUCUUCGGGGGUCCCCUUGUGAGUGAAGAGUCGAGCAGAGGGACAAGAAUUGGCAGCUCCCUGCCUGCUGGUCCUGACAGAGGUUCCACGUCGAGUUACUAUCAACAGGGUAGGUCACAAAGAGGCGGCCAGCUUCCUGUGUUUGUUCCAAGUGAUUCCCAGCAACACUAGGUGGAAGGCAAUUAAACUGAGAUGGCACACAAACCAAUUUGUUCCUCCAGAAACAUAGAGUUUAGAUUUUAGAUUUCCACUUCCUGAAAUUUUUGUUUUGUUUCUUAAUCUGGUGUUGCUCUUACUUGUCUACUCUACGUCACCGUGGUUUAACGAAAGAAAGAAACAAACGUAUCGAUGCAUUUUCCGUUCAUCAUAUGUAGCAGCUUGCCUUUAAAGUCCACACUUAUCAUGAACUUCACCGUCACAGAAG